AUGGUUCUACUGAUUUUUAAAAAACCGAAUCUUUUCAAGAGGGUCUAAGGUAAUAAAUAGAUGGAGUUAAUAUAUAUACUGAUAAAAUGUGAAUGCAUAAUUAACUGCCUCCAAUUAGCAGUGACCUUGGGAAUCAAAUCAAUUGCAUUUCCAUUGUUGGAACCAUUCAAUGGACAUAUUUCUAAAUCUAAAAUAUCAGCAAUUAUGUUAUUUGCAAUCAAAUAGUUUUUAAAAGAUAAUUCAAAUAGUUCUUUAGAAGAGAUUAAAAUUAGCUCUUAAGAUACUUCAGUCAUUCGUUUAUUUAAAUAUAUAAUUAAUCAUCUAUUAUGUGAUAACUCAGAAACAACAAUAGAUCCAAAAAUUAGAUCAGCAUUAAAAACAAAGACUUAAAAAUUAGUUCUAUAUACAAAAGCGAGUAUAAUGAUAAUGAAUACAUUGAUUAAAUGA
This is a messenger RNA of Paramecium tetraurelia, 447 nucleotides long. RefSeq lists its product as uncharacterized. The record is from RefSeq and is a predicted model, not a curated record. NCBI's taxonomy places the organism in Eukaryota, Ciliophora, Oligohymenophorea, Peniculida, Parameciidae. The transcript has 2 exons.